GGGGAAAGAGGCGAGGGGGAUCACGAGCAAACGGUCCCGAGGGGACAACAAAGGAGGGGAAGGAGAAGGCGACGUGGGCUUGGCGUCGCCCCCACCAGCUCGCCGCUUUCUGCUUCCCUCUUCCACCCCCCAGGAAAGGGCUGAUCCUGCCGGGGGUCGGAUCUCCGGCAAAGUUCGCCCGACGAGGCACCCCGGCCGGCGGGUCCGCGCUCUUCCCAUGCGCAGAGGGGAACCCGGAGCAGCGCUCACCAUGCGCUCGGCUCUGCUGGUACUGCUGUUGCUCGGCGUAAUCUCCUCCUGCAGGGGAACUACCGUAGCUGGAACCACGGCUGGCACGUCGGUGAGGCCCACAACCAGUGCUAAGCCCACCACGUUAACCACCAGAAGUGCCACUUCUCCACUGACGACCCUGAAGACCACCGCCUCUGCUACCGCAGCCAAAAGCAGUGUCCCGGCAACUGCGCCCCAAACAGGAAGCCCCCCACCGAGUACGUCCACGGGGACCACUAAUAAACCAGCAGACACAACUACGAGUGGAGCCAAGGGGCCUCCUGCCACCGCAGCUACAUCCGUGGCUGCAAGCACCACCAAACCACCCUCUGCAACCGUAACAGCAUCAACCAAAGCUACAUCUGCGGGCCCCCGAGAAACAACGACGUCCGUGACAGGCGUUGGGUCAAAAGCAGCGGCCUCGACGCCACACGCUAGCAUUGUGGCGACAAGCGCCCCGACUCUGAAGCCAGAAAGUUCAGCUGCUGUCACUCCAGGGAAGAGCCCAGGCGCUGCCGGCACAACGCCAGGUUCAGGAGCCGUCACCACGGUUGCCUCUACAACGGAGAAGUCUACAAGCAGGGUCGUCGUCCCCCCUGCUGCGGUGCCCACAGAAAAGCCAAAGAAAGCCGAGUCAACAACGAGAACGGUGACAACAAAAGAACUUGGGGGGACGGCGGGCAGCACAGCCACGCAUACGCCAGGAGCGGCUCCAGCACCCCCCGGCUCGAGCCCUGGGACUUCAGUCACAAAGAAGACCCCCUCAGCCUCUCCGCAGCCGCCCGUCGCAUUUCCUGAUACUUCUUUCGUAGCCCAGUCCAAGAUUGUUUGUGAAAAAGCGGCGCCACCAGAAGACCAGGCAAUCAUUUUGACCUUGAACCAAUCCACGCCGUGUAGCAGUUUGGAGAAGAGCUCCGCAAAAGAGGCUCUCUUGAAUGUCCUCUGCAAAGCGGUGAAGCCCACCUUCAACCAGAGCCGGGAUGGGUGUUUGGCGAGGCUGGCCUCCAAAGACGACCCCAAGUACUUGGCUGUCCUCGAGGUCGCUGUGUUGACAAACUCUGCGGAUAAGGAGCUGUUUGAGUCUUUGGCGGCGAAGAUGGAAGAGCUGGAAAAGAUUGGAGUGAAGAACAUCACCCACGGCGGCAGGAGCAUGGACCCCGACAUGGAAGACCGCUUUAGCAUGCCCCUGAUCAUCACCAUUGUCUGCAUGGCUGCCUCUCUGCUACUUGGUGCCGCCAUCUACGGCUGCUGCCACCAGCGCCUCUCCCGAAGGAAGGACCAGCAGCGCCUGACCGAGGAACUUCAGACGAUGGAGAAUGGUUACCAUGACAACCCGACCCUGGAGGUGAUGGAGACCUCCUCGGAGAUGCAGGAGAAGAAGGUCAACCUGAACGGGGAGCUUGGAGACAGCUGGAUUGUCCCUAUGGACAGCCUAACGAAAGAGGAUCUGGAGGACGAAGAGGAUACACAUUUAUAAUGGUUUGGGGCUUUUUGUUUUGUUUUCUAAAGGAAAAAGAGAACGAACUUUGUGCUAGGCAAAAAUUUCAAAACACGGAAAACUCAAAACUUGCAGCCACAAGUGCCGACAUGCAGAAGGAGCCUCGCGGUUAUUGGGCAAGAGGAUUUGUCAAGGGGCAUCUGCCGUGGCCAAAUCCUUUGUUUGUUUUUGUUUUUUUUAAAAUCCCAUUAGCUUUCUAAGCAAAUUCUAUGUGUUGGUGUGUGUAUAUGUGUAUAUAUAUAUAUAUAUUUUUAAUGACUGUGCCUCCUAUUUAAGUGUUGAGUAGGGCAGACAGGAGAGUUUGGCACUGGGGAUUCUCCCGCUCCCUUUGCCCUCCGGAUGCCAAGGGACCAUGAGAGCAGGGCUGGAUGUACUGCUCAUUUUAAUAGGAGCCAAGGUUCUAGUCCUCAUGGCUGCAGAGAACAAGGUGGGAGCGCCUGUUCAGAGGACAGAGUUGCAGCUUAACUUCUGCCGUUUCUGGGCAGCUUGACAAGGCAUCGCUCCCUCACUGUUAGCGGCUGCAGGGGGGGGCGCAUUAUGCAAAAACUCAAUCAGAUAUGCAAAACCCGAGGUGCAUUGGGCUCCAGCGUACAGGAGACUCUGAAUAUUGGCAAGAGGGCACAGCUAAAAAAAAGCUGUAUCUCUCUACUUG
Lacerta agilis (Sand lizard) is the source of this 2420-nucleotide messenger RNA. It is a transcript of the gene PODXL, whose product is annotated as podocalyxin like. The record is from RefSeq and is a predicted model, not a curated record. The coding region runs from base 218 to 1747 and encodes 509 amino acids. Lineage: Eukaryota; Metazoa; Chordata; Lepidosauria; Squamata; Lacertidae. The transcript has 8 exons. Gene Ontology annotation, cellular component: microvillus membrane; apical plasma membrane. Gene Ontology annotation, biological process: cell migration; regulation of microvillus assembly; negative regulation of cell-cell adhesion.